Messenger RNA from Brassica oleracea var. oleracea, 938 nucleotides. RefSeq names its product UDP-glucuronate 4-epimerase 3. The record is from RefSeq and is a predicted model, not a curated record. Lineage: Eukaryota; Viridiplantae; Streptophyta; Magnoliopsida; Brassicales; Brassicaceae.
AUGGUAAAACCCAUCGUUAGCCUGGAGUGUUCUCAGGGAAGAAAAAGAAGAAAAUGGCGGAGCGGAGUGUUCGUGGUGGAAGGAGACAUCAACGAUCUUCCCCUCCUCAAGAAACUCUUCGAGCUCGUCCCUUUCACUCACGUCAUGCAUCUCGCUGCUCAAGCCGGCGUCAGAUACGCCAUGGACAACCCUUCCUCCUACGUUCACAGCAACAUCGCCGAUUUCGUCAUCCUCCUCGAGCUCUGCCAAUCCGCUACUCCUCAGACUUCCAUCGUCUGGGCUUCCUCUAGCUCUGUCUACGGCUUGAACACCAAAGUCCCCUUCUCCGAGCAUGAUCCAACUGCUCCUUGCCAGAAAGCCGGCGAAGAGAUUGCUCACACUUGCAACCACAUCUACGGCCUCUCCCUCACCGCCCUCAGGUUUUUCACCGUCUACGGCCCUUGUGGAAGACCUGACAUGGCUUAUUUCUUCUUCACCAGAGGCACCCCUAUUUCCAUCUUCCAAGGCUGAGAAGAGCACAGGAAGCAGUGGUAAGAAGCGUGGUCCCGCUCAGUUAAGGGUGUUCAAUCUGGGAAACACCUCCCCGGUGCCAUUCCAGUGUCUGAUCUGGCGACUAUACUGGAGAGAUUGUUGAAAGUCAAGGCCAAGCGGAACAUGAUGAAGCUGCCUAGGAACGGUGACGUGCAGUUCACGCAUGCUAACAUUAGUUGGGCUCAGAGAGAGCUGCCACCGCGGAUCUGCAUACUGGUCUCAAGAAGUUUGUUAGAUGGUAUCUUGGUUACUACUACAGGGGCGAAAAGAAAGUUGCCGCUUGAUCUGCUUGGUCUUUCCCUUAAUUUUUUUUUUUUUUUUUUUUUGUCACAAGUCUUUCCCUUAAUAGUUACUAGAGCAUUCUUGUGUUAACUCGCAAUUUGACACACGUAAAAGAAGAAACAUUA